AGUUUCUUCACUCGAACAAACCAGUUCUAUCACAAUUUUUUAUACUUUAUUUUUUUGAAAUUUACAAUUUAAAUAAUUAAAAAUAUUUUUAUAAAAUAUAUAAAAUUUCUACUUUUAUAAAAAAGUUAAAUUUUUUAAAAACAACAAAACAACAUGUCAGCUCCAAUUAAUCCAUCAUUGAAGGAUCUUCCAAAGGUCUCAAUUGAUCUAAAAAGUCAACUCGAAGGAUUUAAUCCUGAUGCCAUGAAAAAAGCUGAGACUGCAAUUAAAAAUGUUUUGCCAUCAGCUGAAGACGUGAGACAAGAACGUCAACAUUCAGAUUUGAUUCAUGAUGUCGAGAGUUUUAAAACUGGUCAACUAAAGCAUGCUGAUACAAAAGAAAAAAUUAUUUUACCAAAUGCAACAGAUGUAGCAGCUGAAAAGACACAGCAGACCUUGAUUGCUGGCAUUGAGGCCUUUGAUGCCACCAAAUUGAAGCAUACUGAGACUCAGGAAAAAAAUCCACUUCCUGAUAAAAUGGCAAUUGAACAAGAAAAAGACAAACAACAAUUCAUAUCUGGAAUUGAAAAUUUCGAUCCAGCCAAGCUCAAGCAUGCUCAAACCAUGGAAAAAAAUCCUUUGCCAACCAAAGAGACCAUUGAUGCAGAAAAGAUUGCUGCUUAAAUCUCAAUAAAAAAAAAAAACAACGAAAAAAAAAAAUUACAAAUAAACAAGUAUAAUAAAUAAAUAAAAAAUAAAUUCAAAAAUAAAAGUAAAAAAAAAAAAGAUAUUCCAAAAGGACAAUGUCGGUAAAUGAUAUUUUUUAAUUUGUUUGUAUUAAUUACUUAAUUAUAAAUAAUAAUAAAAAAAACUACAAAGACUUAAGGAAAAUGAAGUAAUAAAAAAUAAUUUGCUUGCAAAUUAAAAAAGAAAAAGGCUGUUUUUGAAAUCCUGCCUCUUGGCCAGUAUUUGCGUCCUAUUAUAAAUUGGUGCAAUUAACA
Molecule: messenger RNA, 980 nt
Organism: Aphidius gifuensis
Lineage: Eukaryota; Metazoa; Arthropoda; Insecta; Hymenoptera; Braconidae
Product: thymosin beta-like
Exons: 6
Coding region: 154-663 (169 amino acids)
Biological process (GO): actin filament organization
Cellular component (GO): cytosol
Molecular function (GO): actin monomer binding
Source: RefSeq, a predicted model, not a curated record